GAUUUGAAUCAGAGCUCAAGAUUCAUUAAAGGGAGAAAUCCAGCAAAAGCAGCUGAAAUCCAGCUUGGAAAAGGGGUGGGGAAAAAGGAGGAGAAAGAAAUGAAUCGAUAAUUUUUUUUUUUUAAAAAACAACCACCAACAACCACCCAAGAAUUUAAACUGGUCUCAACCUCUUCAAGGAAAGUUAAUCAAUAAACUAAUUAACUGCUUUGCAAGCUCUGUAAUUAAUAGAUCAAAAGUAUUAGCGCCAGGGCUCUGAAAUUGCAAAGAGCUCAGCCCAAUAGCUCGCUUCCAAGAAGGCGGAAUUGCAAGAUUCUUAUAGUUGAUUUUUUUUGUAUGAUGAUUAUUUAAUUUUUUUGCACCAAAAAAAAUCAGGAUUUUUCAUUUUUUUUUUAAAGGUUAAAAAAAUCAGCGACAACGAGGAGGCGACAGGGAGGAAUUUCCCACCCACCCCAAAAAACCACAUUUUUUUUUACAGAUUUGGGGAAUCCUGGUUCAAGCAUCCAAAGCCACCAACCAGCCUCUGCUCCCUUUGUUUGGUUCGCCGCUGGGCAGUGUUGGGACCGUAGUUAGGGCUGGGAUUGUGUUCUCGCUUCUUCCGCUGGGGCCGGGUAGGCGAUUCGAAGCUCGCCCCCAGAUUCGCCCCUUUGGACCAAUGAAGGAACCCGAUGCCAUUAAACUUUUCAUCGGGCAGAUCCCACGGAAUUUGGAGGAGAAGGAUCUGAAGCCCAUCUUCGAGCAAUUUGGGAAGAUCUACGAGUUGACAGUGAUUAAGGAUAAAUACACGGGCAUGCACAAAGGAUGCGCGUUCCUGACCUACUGCGCCCGGGAAUCGGCCCUCAAGGCGCAGAGCGCGUUGCAUGAGCAGAAAACGCUCCCAGGGAUGAACCGGCCGAUCCAGGUGAAGCCAGCAGACAGCGAAAGCAGAGGAGGGCGCCUCCUCCAGCCUUGUGGUGAAAUUCGCCGACACGGAGAAGGAGCGGGGCCUGCGCCGGAUGCAGCAGGUGGCCAACCAGCUGGGCAUGUUCAGCCCCAUCGCCCUGCAGUUCGGGGCCUACAGCGCCUACACCCAAGCACUAAUGCAGCAGCAGGCAGCCCUGGUCGCUGCUCACUCCGCCUACCUCAACCCCAUGGCCACCAUGGCGGCCGUCCAGAUGCAGCAGAUGGCCACCAUCAACCCCAACGGCCUCAUCGCCACGCCCCUCACGCCCCUCACCCCCUCCUCAGGUACCAGCACGCCGCCCGCUAUCGCCGCCACCCCUGUGUCCGCCAUCCCGGCCACGCUCAGCGUCAACGGCUACAGCCCGGUCCCCACGCAGACCACGGGGCAGCCGGCCUCCGAGGCCCUCUACACCAAUGGGGUCCACCCGUACCCAGCUCAGAGCCCGGCCGCCCCCGUGGACCCCCUGCAGCAGGCCUACGCCGGGAUGCAGCACUACACAGCCGCCUACCCCGCUGCCUAUGGGCUGGUGAGCCCGGCCUUCCCCCAGCAGCCGGCCAUCCUCACGCAGCAGCCGCCCCCGCAGCAGCAGCAGCAACGGGAAGGCCCCGAGGGCUGUAACAUCUUCAUCUACCACCUGCCCCAGGAGUUCACUGACUCCGAGAUCCUGCAGAUGUUCCUGCCCUUUGGGAACGUCAUCUCUGCCAAAGUCUUUGUGGAUCGGGCGACCAAUCAGAGCAAAUGUUUCGGGUUCGUAAGUUUUGACAAUCCCGCCAGCGCCCAGGCUGCCAUCCAGGCCAUGAACGGCUUCCAGAUCGGCAUGAAGCGCCUGAAAGUGCAGCUCAAGCGACCGAAAGACGCCAACCGGCCGUACUAAUUUCCCAGGUGGGUGCCCUGCCCCCCCCGUGCACAGGGACCCCCAAACACAGCUGGGGGGGGGCACAGCAGGCUGGGCUGGUGAGCUGCUGCGUAAUGGGAGUGGGGGUGAGGCCCUGGCUGUGUUACCUCCCGCCGGACAGAGCCCCCUGGGGUAACGCUGGGCGGCUCCGCGCUCAGGGUGUACAGCCCUGGGGCCUUUUGGCCACAAAAGGGCAACAGCCCCCAGCCCUGGGCAG
Molecule: messenger RNA, 2055 nt
Organism: Trachemys scripta elegans
Lineage: Eukaryota; Metazoa; Chordata; Testudines; Emydidae
Gene: CELF3
Product: CUGBP Elav-like family member 3
Biological process (GO): regulation of alternative mRNA splicing, via spliceosome; mRNA splice site recognition
Cellular component (GO): nucleus; cytoplasm; ribonucleoprotein complex
Molecular function (GO): mRNA binding
Source: RefSeq, a predicted model, not a curated record